Molecule: messenger RNA, 354 nt
Organism: Zasmidium cellare ATCC 36951
Lineage: Eukaryota; Fungi; Ascomycota; Dothideomycetes; Mycosphaerellales; Mycosphaerellaceae
Exons: 1
Coding region: 1-354 (117 amino acids)
Source: RefSeq, a predicted model, not a curated record
AUGCGCAGAGGCACGCGUCAACGUGGUUCCCCAGCCAUACCUCCCCAGAAUCCGCGGCGACACGAGUUGAAGCGUGUGUUUUCCAUCAAACACGUGGGCAGAUCCAGUUCCAGCGAUUCGGAACCAAUGCACGAGUACGAUCCGAGCGAGCAGGCGGAGAACCGUCGCAAGAGACGGUCGCUGUUCUACGACGAGCAGCGCGCGGCCACCAAGCUCUCGCAUCCACAGCACUUCGAUUUUGAUGCGCUGACCAUCCCGGAAAGUCCAACGACGACCACGCGCAGCCAGAAGUCGUCGGAGUCGGGUCCGGCCAAGAAGGCAUUGGCGAAGCUGAAGAACAUGUUCAAGGCGUGA